Messenger RNA from Cheilinus undulatus (humphead wrasse), 2385 nucleotides. It is a transcript of the gene kcna3a, whose product is annotated as potassium voltage-gated channel subfamily A member 3. Bases 1 to 1551 code for a protein of 516 amino acids. Gene Ontology annotation, molecular function: protein binding; delayed rectifier potassium channel activity. Gene Ontology annotation, cellular component: voltage-gated potassium channel complex; membrane. Gene Ontology annotation, biological process: potassium ion transmembrane transport; protein homooligomerization. NCBI's taxonomy places the organism in Eukaryota, Metazoa, Chordata, Actinopteri, Labriformes, Labridae. The transcript has a single exon. The record is from RefSeq and is a predicted model, not a curated record.
AUGGAUGACCAGAACUCCAGUGUGAUCCAGACGCCCUCGCCGACAAGGAGCAGGGGCAACACCGACACAGAGAGCAGGGGUGAUGAGGUGGAGAGGGGCGUCAUGACGGUGGAAAACAUGCUGGAGGAGUCCGCCGUGCUCUCGGCGCCUCACCUGUCCGUGGAUCGAUACGAGCGCAGCCGCCAGGGAUGCUGCGAGCGCGUGGUCAUCAACAUUUCGGGUUUACGCUUCGAGACGCAGCUGAAAACUUUCAACCAGUUUCCAGAAACGCUGCUGGGGGAUCCGAGGAAAAGGAUGCGCUACUUUGACCCACUGAGGAACGAGUACUUCUUUGACAGGAACAGACCCAGCUUUGAUGCCAUCCUCUACUACUACCAGUCAGGGGGGCGCAUCCGGAGACCUGUCAACGUCCCCAUUGAUAUUUUCUCCGAGGAGAUCCGCUUCUAUCAGCUCGGGGAGGAGGCCAUGGAGAAAUUCCGCGAUGAUGAAGGGUUUAUAAAAGAAGAGGAGCGCGUGCUGCCCAAAAAUGACUUCCAAAAGCAGGUUUGGCUUUUGUUUGAGUACCCUGAGAGCUCAGGGCCAGCCAGAGGGAUCGCCAUCGUUUCAGUGCUCGUUAUUUUGAUUUCCAUUGUGAUUUUCUGCAUGGAGACUCUGCCUGAGUUCAGGGACGAGAGGGACCAAGCCACAGUGGCACCCACGGUCAAUGGCACGGCCCCCCACGUGCCGAGCCCAUUCACAGACCCCUUCUUUGUCAUAGAGACCCUGUGCAUCAUCUGGUUCUCCUUCGAGCUGCUGGUCAGGUUCUUCGCCUGCCCCAGUAAAACUUCCUUCUCCAAAAACAUCAUGAAUAUCAUCGACAUCGUGGCCAUCAUCCCCUACUUUAUCACUCUGGGGACCGAGCUGGCGGAGAGGCAGAUCAACAGCGGCCAGCAGGCCAUGUCUCUCGCCAUCCUGAGGGUGAUCAGGCUGGUGAGGGUCUUCCGGAUCUUUAAGCUGUCACGACACUCAAAGGGACUUCAGAUUUUGGGUCAGACCCUAAAAGCGAGCAUGCGAGAGCUGGGUUUGCUCAUAUUCUUCCUCUUCAUCGGAGUUAUCCUCUUCUCCAGCGCGGUUUACUUUGCGGAAGCAGACGACCCCACGUCCAGCUUCAGCAGCAUCCCAGACGCGUUUUGGUGGGCUGUGGUUACCAUGACUACAGUGGGAUACGGGGACAUGCAUCCGGUGACCAUCGGGGGGAAAAUAGUGGGGUCUCUGUGCGCAAUAGCAGGCGUGCUGACCAUUGCCUUACCCGUGCCAGUGAUUGUGUCCAACUUCAACUACUUCUACCACAGGGAGACGGAGGGAGAGGAGCACCCACAGUACGCGCACGCGGACAGCUGUGAGCACCUCCCCUCUGAGGAGUUGAGGAGGUCAUGCAGCUCCUCGUCCCUGAGCAAGUCUGAGUACAUGGUGAUCGAGGAGGGCAUCAACAGCGCCUUCAAACAGCCCAACUUCAGCACCGAGAACAACCAGAACUGCGUCAACAUCAAAAAGAUCUUCACAGACGUGUAAACGAGCAUGAAGACUUAGUAGCUCUAAUAUUAUUUUUAUAUUUAGCCACUCGUACCGUGUCAGUCCAUAUCUGUGGGUGAGCGCUGCGUAAAUGUCCAUUUUAACAAGUUUUUUUUUUAUCGUUUCCGGUGAGUAUUUCUCACAAGUAUUAAUGUGACCGAAAAGAUUUACACCGGAAACGUCCUGUCAGGAGAGUCAAACAAGUUAUUGUCUUGUUAAAAGCGACAUUUUUUGCAGUGUACAGUGCCACUCGAUGCCUACAUAUCUCGAUGUUAAAGCGGAAGUUGUUGGUGUUUCUGAUUGGGACACACGUGUAGCAUAGUCUGCUAUAUUUGCAUUUAAACACCAGUCUGAAAAAAAAACGACGUCUUUGUGCUUCGUGGAGAGAAAAGAACUUCAUCGUCCAGUAACGUAAUGAAUAGACUUUAUAGCCAAAUACUGCCUGUUUAGGUUCUACUGAAUAUCAUAACCUGUCCAAAUGUCGGAUUGUUAUUCAGGUAAUAACACUACGUGGUGUCAGUGGAAACGCUUAUCAUGAGUAAUAAGUCGAGCUUUUCGUAAAAUUGUAUUUUUAUUCACAACUGCCUAUAUAGCCUCUAUUAAAUAAACCAGAAUAUGACAUGGUCACACGUGAAAUGUCCUUUAAUACCGAUCACGCAGCCCAUCCUACGGAAGCCCAUUAGUGCCUCUUUAAAAGGAAAAAUAUGACAGUUUAGACUUUCAAAAUAAAUAAAUAUUGCACCCUAUAUUGAAAUGAUAAGACGGUAUGUUAUACUGAGAUAAAAAUUUAUAAUUAUGAGAUAGUAUGAUUAUGAUAUGGUGAUAAAAAGUCAG